Molecule: messenger RNA, 774 nt
Organism: Cryphonectria parasitica EP155
Lineage: Eukaryota; Fungi; Ascomycota; Sordariomycetes; Diaporthales; Cryphonectriaceae
Exons: 3
Coding region: 1-774 (257 amino acids)
Biological process (GO): ceramide biosynthetic process; ceramide catabolic process
Cellular component (GO): endoplasmic reticulum membrane
Source: RefSeq, a predicted model, not a curated record
AUGGCUCAUCGAAGUCGCCAUGACCCUGGCCAAGAUCCCUUCUCCAGCAUGGGAUACUGGGGCCCUCCGUCCAGCACAGCAAACUUUUGCGAGGAGGACUACGCCAUCACCAAGUACAUAGCCGAGUUCUUCAAUACCUUUACGAACCUCGCUUACGUAUACUACGCCUUCAAGAUCUCACAUCGGGAUGCACGAAAAGGCAUCCUCGGCGGCAUGGACACAAUGGCCCUCUCACUCCUAUUCAUCGGCAUCUUCUCCUUCCUUUUUCAUGCAACGCUCCAUCGUGAGACCCAGUUCCUCGACGAGAUGUCCAUGUUCUUCCUCGGCUCCGCUCUACUACAGCCGCUCUACACCAAGGGAUACGCCCCGAGGACGCAGAGGACCAUCACCAUCGUCCUGCUCUCCGUGGUCGUCCUCAUCUCCGCCGUGUAUCACCAGACCAGGAUCGUCGAGCUCCACUGGGGCUCGUUCUUCAUCAUGGAGAACAUGCUGUGGACGCGCGCGCUGUACCUGUCCUAUAACCGCCCGCGGCCCGAAGGUGCGCCACCGGGGACGUCCAAGGUCUCGAGGCAGUUUUGGUCUUCGACGGGGACCAUGGUUGUGGCAAUCACGCUGUGGCUGAUCGACCUGGAGUUCUGCCCUCCGCUGCGGGCGCUGCGGGAGGCUGUUGGGCUUCCGUGGGCAUAUCUUUUGGAGCUUCAUGGGUGGUGGCACAUCCUUACUGCUGUGGCCGCUGCGGGAUACAUUAAGCUUAUUAGGGAAAUUUGUCAAUGA